AUGAGUGCCAUCCGUCUCGCCGCCUUUAACGGACACCAGACGGUUCUCCGAAGAUUAAUCCUUAGCAAUGGGGGCUCGAUCAAUCAACCAGAUGGGGAUGGCACGAGUGCAUUGCAUUGGGCAUUAGAAAGGGGUCAUGCUGAGGGUGGACUAUAUAGAAGCGCUCUUCAAGCUGCUUCUUAUGAAGGAUAUAUCGAGGUGGUGCAGAUCCUGUUAGCCAAGGGAGCCGAUGUCAAUUUUCAGGGUGGAGAAUAUGGCAAUGCUCUUUAUGCCGCUUCUAACAAAGGACAUAUCGAGAUCGUGCAGAUCCUGUUAGACGAAGGAGCAAAUGUUAAUGCUCAGGGUGGAAAAUAUGGCAGCGUUGCUUCUGAAAGAGGACAUGCCGAUGUUGUGCAGAUCCUGGUAGACAAAGGAGCCGAUAUUAAUGGUGGAGAAUAUGGCAGCGCUCUUCAGGUUGCUUCUAAAAUGGGACAUAUCGACAUUGUGCAGAUGCUAUUAGACGGAGGGGCUGACGCUAAUGCCCAGGGUGGAAGAUAUGGCAUAUAUGGCAGCGCUCUUUGUGCCGCUUCCCAAAGUGGAUAUAGCAAGAUCGUGCAGAUCCUGUUAGACACGGGAGCGAAUGUCAAUGUUCAGGGAAAGGGGUGUAGCAACGCUCUUUAUGCUGCUUCUCACAUAGGACAUGUCGGGAUCGUGCAGAUCCUGUUAGCUAAGGGAGCGUAUGUCAACGUUCAGGGAAAGGGGUGUAGCAUCGGUGGAAAAUACGGCAACGCUCUUCAGGCUGCUUCUUAUGAAGGACAUGCCGAGGUGGUGCAGAUACUGCUAGACAAAGGAGGUAGAGAAUAUAGCAAUGCUCUUUAUGCUGCUUCUGGCGGAGGCUAUGUCGAGGUUGUGCAGGUCCUGUUAGACAAGGGGGCAAAUGUUAAUGCUCAGGGUGGAGCAUGUGGCAACGCCCUCCAAGUUGCUUCUCAUGGAGGACAUAUCGAGGUGGUGCAGAUCCUAUUAGACGAGGGACUGAAUGUUAAUGCUCAGGGUGGACUAUAUGGAAACGCUCUUCAAGCUGCUGCUGAUGGAGGACAUAUCGAGGUGGUGCAGAUCCUGUUAGACGAGGGAGCUGCUUCUCGCGGAGGACAUAUCGAGAUCAUGCAGAUUCUGCUGGACAAGGGUGGAUCUGGCAACGCUCUUCAGGUUGCCUCUGAAGGGGGACACAUCGAGGGUGGAUUCUAUAGCAAUGCUCUUCAGGCUGCUUCUAAAGGGGGAUAUAUUGAGGUUGUGCAGAUGUUGUUACACAAAGGAGCCGAUGUUAAUGGUGGAUUCUAUAGCAACGCUCUUCAGGCUGCUUCUGAAGGGGAAGAUGUCGAGGUUGUGCAGAUGCUAUUAGACAAAGGGGCUGAUGCCAAUGGAGAAGAUGGCAAUGCUCUUCAGGCUGAUUCUCAUGGAAGACCGGCCAAACGGGUAAAGCUCGACGCCGAUAAUACAGGCCCUAUUUAA
Messenger RNA from Pochonia chlamydosporia 170, 1488 nucleotides. Its product is annotated as ankyrin repeats (3 copies) domain-containing protein. The transcript is spliced from 9 exons. The record is from RefSeq and is a predicted model, not a curated record. Bases 1 to 1488 code for a protein of 495 amino acids. Lineage: Eukaryota; Fungi; Ascomycota; Sordariomycetes; Hypocreales; Clavicipitaceae. Gene Ontology annotation, molecular function: protein binding.